AUGGCUCCCUAUUCCAUACAAUCUGACCAGGAUGAGAUCUCUUACCUGAUGGAUUUUGCCAUGAAUACCCAUUACGGUGUCACAAGCACGACCAGAAAGCAAAUGAGGGAUCUUUUCGCUGUCGCGAGGACUGGGCGAGAUAUGUUGGCCCACUUGAUCGCUGGGCCAACUGCAAUCCCUACCACGGGAAUUUUGUAUCACUCGUUCUACCGUUAUGCAAACCCGGAAGACUAG
Molecule: messenger RNA, 234 nt
Organism: Penicillium soppii
Lineage: Eukaryota; Fungi; Ascomycota; Eurotiomycetes; Eurotiales; Aspergillaceae
Exons: 2
Coding region: 1-234 (77 amino acids)
Source: RefSeq, a predicted model, not a curated record